This is a messenger RNA of Ananas comosus (pineapple), 1805 nucleotides long. RefSeq lists its product as uncharacterized. The record is from RefSeq and is a predicted model, not a curated record. The coding region runs from base 98 to 1429 and encodes 443 amino acids. The transcript has 3 exons. NCBI's taxonomy places the organism in Eukaryota, Viridiplantae, Streptophyta, Magnoliopsida, Poales, Bromeliaceae.
CACUAUUUACACCAAAAACCCAAUCAAUCAGAGUCUUCCUCUUCCUCCUCUACGAGUACGAUCGCGAGUGUCGACCUAACCCUAGCGAAGGCCAACAAUGUCGUGGCUCGCGAGGUCCCUCGCCAACUCCCUCCUCCCUCCCCACGACGACGACGAUGAUGAUGGCGACGAAGGCGACGACCAUCCCCGCCCCAACCCCAACCCUCCCCGGCCGCCGCCGGGAUCGGCGGCGGCCACCGCCGACGAACAUGGAGUCGAUCCUGUGUCCCCCACGCGCGGGGUCAAGGAGGACAUCUCCGAGCUCACCAAAACCCUAACCCGCCAGCUCUGGGGCGUCGCCUCCUUCCUCGCCCCCCCUCCCCAAUCCCACACCCCGACCGCGGAGGCGGAUGAGGAACCCUCGGAUCAAGAUCGGGAGGCCUCGGAUUCGUCGGUGAUCGCCGGGAUCCGGAGCGACAUCGCGGAGAUCGGGGGGAGGUUCAGGACGGGGAUCUCGAAGAUCUCCGGGCACAAGGCGGUGUCGGAGAUCUCCAAAAUUGCGUCCACGUUCAUACCCUUCGGAUCCGAGGAUGACGACGACGACGCGGCGGCGGAGGAGGAACGAUCUGAAGCGAGGCUUGGUGGAGGUGGUGGUGGUGUCGGCGGCAGCGGUGUGAUCGGCGUAACGGAGGAGGUGAUCACGUUCGCGAGGAACAUCUCGAAGCAUCCAGAGACGUGGUUGGAUUUCCCGUUGCUUCCCGAAGAAGACGAUUUCGAAGAUUUUGACAUGUCUGAUGCCCAACAAGAGCAUGCAUUGGCUGUCGAGCGCCUUUUACCUAGAUUAGCAGCCUUAAGAAUUGAACUUUGCCCGAGCCACAUGAGUGAAGAUUGCUUUUGGAAAAUUUAUUUCGUGCUCCUACAUCCCAGACUCAAUAAGCAGGAUGCUGAACUUCUGUCAACUCCUCAGAUUGUAGAAGCCAGGGCCAUGCUACAGAGGCUACAGAAUCAGACAAAGUUGGAAAAGCAAGCGCCCACUAUCGAUCUCUCCUACAAGAAACCAGACCAACUUGCAACUCCAGAGGAUAAGCACUUUUCAGCUUCGAGAGAUACCUACGAAUCCUUAACACCCAAUACACAAGAAACCAAAGCUACUUUCCCUGAAAUGGAUCUGGAGACCGAAAAGCACCCAAUCCUUACAAUGGAGAAACAAGUAAUAGAUAAGUCCGUGAUUGAAGAAGAGCUAUUAAAGCAACAUCCCUCCAGAGAUAAGAUCCAGCCGUCGGAAGUAUCUAUUGAAAAGUUUGACGAUGAAGAUGACGCCGACGACUGGUUGAAAGAGGAGGACGAGGAGGAGACGGGCGUUCCUGUGAACACCUCGCUUCCAAUAGGAAAUGAGGAGGAUGUAUCCUUUAGUGAUCUCGAGGAAGACGACGAUGAUCAUACAAAAUGAUGUCCACGCAAAUGGACAAGCAAUUCGAAACAGAUGUCGGCCCGACCCAAGUUGGAGCUCUCUCAGUUUCACAUAAAUGUCGGUUUACUGUUCAUAUAAGCAAAACCAACCAGUUAUGAAGCGAUCGGGCUUUCGUGUCGCUGCUGUAUUUUACAUCUGUUCGUUUCUGUCUCCGCCUCAUGUUCUUUCAUUCGUUCGCAUUCUCUGUAGAUAAACGCCGUGCACAAUUCUUUAUGUUCCCUGAAGUUGCCUAUUGAUCUGUUUAGUUAUAUCUCAGAAUGGAUUGCUCGUGUUUGUUCAUAUGAAUUGCUUAUAUUUUGCUCCGCAGAGUGAUAUAAGAGCUACGAAAAUAUUAGCUCAUGUAGGUUGAAAUGGA